Gekko japonicus is the source of this 4644-nucleotide messenger RNA. RefSeq names its product MAP7 domain containing 3 (gene MAP7D3). The record is from RefSeq and is a predicted model, not a curated record. The transcript is spliced from 21 exons. Gene Ontology annotation, cellular component: microtubule cytoskeleton. NCBI's taxonomy places the organism in Eukaryota, Metazoa, Chordata, Lepidosauria, Squamata, Gekkonidae. Gene Ontology annotation, biological process: microtubule cytoskeleton organization.
GUCCGCCGGCGUUCUGUCGGUCUCCCCCUUCCUCGAGGCGGCGCUGUAGGGGGAAAGGGAGGGGGGAAAGAGCGAGCGCGCGAGGCUCGGCCAAGGCAGAGCAUGCGCAGUAAGUCUCGACCAGUCAGUCAGGCGUUCUAGCCCGCUCGGUGCGGCGUUUCUUGGCCGCCCGCUGUGAGUUGAGCGAUUUCGGCGGCGGGAGGGGAGUGACCGCGUGAGGGGAGGGGGGCUUCCUUUUCCUCCCCCCCCCUCAGGCGGCCGAAGAUGGCGGAGACCGGCAGUGCCUCGGCGCCCUCCCUGAAGGGGCUGCGGGAACAGAUGGUUGCUACAGCCCAAGCAUUAGCUGAAGAAAGAAGAAACCAAAGUAGUGUUAGUCCUGUUCCAGUCCCAUCCUCAAUAACCAUAAAAACAGCAACCAAACCAGUGAUAGAUGGCUCCAUCUUGAGAUAGGAAGAGAGGCAAAGACUAGCCAGGGAGCGUAGAGAAGAACGAGAGAAGCAGCAUGCUGCCAAAGAAUCACAAAUACUUGAAAAAGAGAAGAAAGCAAAGCUCCAAUAUGAAAAGCAAAUAGAAGAGAAACAGCGAAAAUUGAAAGAGCAGAAGCUGAAAGAGCAACAAAGAAGAGCAGCAGUAGAAGAAAAAAGAAAGCAAAAGAUUGAGGAAGAGAAGGAGCAUUAUGAAGCAGUGGUGCAUCGUACUUUGGAGCGGAGCCACAGAUUGGAAACCAGACAGAAGAGAUGGUCUUGGGGUGGCUCUGUAACAGAUAUUGAUGGCAAGACAGAGUCACCAGCUGCAUCUGAAGCUAGCAAACGUUCUACUUCUUCAGCAAACCUCAAGCAAGUAGAGAUCAAUAAACGGCUCUCAUCGUCAGCAGCACUUCUUAAUUCUCCAAGCAAGAGCACCACUAAAAGAAGUGCUUCAUUAAACAGACUGAAUAACAAAGUUCCUCUGAAUUCUGAGCAGCCAGUGUCCAAAGGUUUACAGGUGGAGCAGAAAGGAGCAAUGGAAAAGAAGAGGAGCUCAUCCUUGAGUAGAAUGGGCAAUAAACUUCAGUCUUCUCCAGAUUUAGAAAGUGUGCAAAAAGAAGAAAAAGCAGCUCGUCGUUCCCAGUUCAUCCCUCUGGAGAGUAACGUGAUCAGUCGCCUGCUCGCCCCCACCCAAGCUUCCUUAGCUAGGAGUAAAAGUGCCGCCACAUUAUCAGCUGAUGGCAGAGAUCCCUCAGAAUCUCCCCUCUGUCCUCGUUCAGCUCCCAACAGUUCCCCAGUUCACGGUCCCAAAGCACCUGUACGCAGCCGCAGUAUUGACAGGUUGAAGACGAUAACUGCCUCUUCAUCAGAUAAUAUUUCUCUGGAACAUGCACAGAAACUUGAAGUAGGAAAACAGUCUCCGUCUACCGCUGGGAGGCGUGCACCAUCACCAUCAUUGUCCACUUCCAGACGAUCGCCCUCUCCUGCUAAACUGGGUAAACGCCCUCCAUCUCCAGCUGCAAUCAGACAAAAGCCUCGACCACCUUCACCAAGCAUCUUAAGACCAAGGCCACCAUCUCCUGUUACGGUCUCUAAACCAGCACCUAUUCAGCGCCCAUCUCUCACCCCUAACGUCCUCAAUAUACCAAAAAAGAAACCAGAUGUGGACUGUAAACCAAAGGAGAAAAUGGAUGAAACUGCAGGGCAAGAGCAAGGGCCUUCUCCACAAACGUCAGAGCGAGAAAUUGCUGCAAAUGCUUCAAAGACCAAAGAAGUGUUGUUAAAUUGUUUACUGUUGGUGCCUCAGGUCCAGGUGUUCCUGGACGAUGCUGAUUUUUGGACCCGAUUCCAUUUGACUGUCAACCUGUUUUGGCUCAAAAAAGAAGAAAUAGCCAAGAAAGCACUUGAGGAACAGGCACAGAGAGAAGAUGAGCUCUGCCAGCUAGAAGAACAAAGGAAGAUAGAAGAAGAGGAACAGCAAAGAUUGGCUGAGAAGGAGAGAGUUCGAAGGGAGGAAGAGGAACAGGAAAAGCUGGCUGAGCUUCAGCAGCAGCGAGAAGAAGCUGAAGCAAAAGCACAAGAAGAAGCUAACAGGCACCGGCAAGAGCAAGAGCGAAUUAUGCAGCAGAACAUGCAAGAGCGGCUGGAGAGGAAGAAGAGAAUUGAAGAAAUAAUGAAGAGGACUCGGAAGGCGGAACAGAAUGAAGCCAAGAAUGAAGAGAAAUCAAAUGAUGAAGAUGAGGAUGUUGAGGAGGAGGAUGACCUGGGCCUUGAAAAGCAAGAUCAGCCUGAAAAGGCAAAUUACAUUGACUCACCUCUGGAAGAUGCUCCUGAGAGUUUAUUACAAGAAGCAUCAACAAUAGAGCCUGGUGAUGUCUUUAUAAACGGCAACGAGCAGCUGGAGAUUAAUCAGACAGACAAAGAUGAGAAUUCUGAGCAUUUUACCCAGAUAAAAGAGGCCAGUCCUCCAGCAAAGGAAGCAAUAAUUGAGAACUCUGGAAUUCUGCAUGUUAAUGAAGCCAAUCACCCAACUGGAUUCCUAUCAAAUCUGAAUGGAAAAUCUCUUGCAUGGAAUUUUGAGGAGAUAAUUGAUCUUGGAGUGGUUCCCAAGACGACCAGGCAAAGCUCAGAUAGUACCGCUGCUGAAAUGUCAAACCAGAACUUGAAAGAUGCUACUGCAGUACCUCCAAGUCCCAAACUGGUUUUUGAGGAAGAAAGCACAAUGAAUUCCUUGACCAAACCAAUAGAGACUGCAUCAGAACUGUGAACACUAGAAUCCUGGAAGUCUCCUGGUUGCACUUGAGGAAUUCAGGGUUUUAUUAUGUUGUGAAGGCCUUGUUUUGAAAAAGCUGCUUGUGAACCUUUGCCCACCUCCAAGUUACUUCCCCCCCCCCGAGCUACCCCAUCUAACCUUGCACCUUGAAACCUCUUCAGGGAGAUUCUUGCCAUUGUUGUUUCUCCAGUUGCUUUCUUGGAUCUGUUUCUCCAGUUGCUUUCUUGGAUCUGUUUCCUUUUAUAAUGCAACUUCUUCUCCCCUUGAGGAAAUGUUUACUAAACUGCCUAAGGGUCCUUAAUUUUCCUCUUAACAUGAGAUAUCGUGGCUUACUCUGGAGACUUACUAACGCACAGAGAGUUAGGGGGGGAAUGCCCUAACCCUAAUGAUUAUUAAAACCGAGCUCAGUUUAUUACAAGAUACUGGCAUAACCUUGUCCACCUGUGUUACAGGGGGCAAUGUCUGAAGAGAGAUAACAUAAAUAGUUGAGAUCAGUACCUUCUGUGAGUGUGAGUCAGAUGACAAUUAUGACAGAUUGUUUACUAUUAAAAGAAAGUUAUAGGCUCUGAAGUCUCUGUCAACACUUGAAAUCAAGCACUAAGUCCUUAAGAGUGGUGAGUUUUGAUAAAACAAAACGAACAAACAAAAAAGAUCCUGUUCGCCUCAGAGGCAAAUCUCUUCUGCAUCCGUUGAACAUUUCAGAUGGGGGCAGGUCUCUGAUGGUCAGAAUUCCAGUUUCUGGGGUCAACCUCUUCAGCGCCUCCCGAGUGAUUCUGUUGUAAGACGGAUGUGAUGUGUCAUAGGGAGCAUAAAUGCUGCUGUUCAUUAGCCCCAGUGCCUGCACACGCUACACAGAGUGAGGCGUGGUUAGGACGUGCUCAUCAGAGUGGGAGGAACCAAGGCCAGCUGGAUGCUUUUGGUGGGGCCCAGGGGAACCAGUUGAAUUGAGUGUGUUACCUUAACCCAUUGAGUCACGUAAGCCUUUCGAAGGGUGGCCUUUCUAUAAUACAUUUUAAUACGCAAGGCUCCAUAUUUUGGUUUGAGCCAGUGCACACCCUGAAAUUUGAAGGAGCAAGUUGUGUUGGUGUUGCAAUGCACAGUCCACCAGGCUAUCCCGCUAUUGUGCAGCUUCUGGUCCUUUUGACAGAGCUCGCGUGGCUCUCUGGUGGCAGCCACGUGGGAGCAGAGUGCUCGGCAGAUUCUUCCCAUUGUGCAAUUGUCAUUAGUUGAGUUUAAACAGUUUUGUUUUUCCUUUUUAAAAAAUUACAUGUAUUUAAGUUUAUCUUCACACAUGUAAGUAUUUUUGUGUACAUAAAACAAGUAUUAGACCCUUCCAGUUGUGUGUUUUUUUUCUUUUUGUCCAUGUUAAUUAUUCUACAUGUGUUUGUCUGCUUGCUUUACCAAGCUUGCCUCUGCCCUCAGAGCUGCUGUCUAUUCAGCUGCCUGUUUAGCCCCAACUGUGUCCAGCAUGAAGGAAUGACCUCCAUGGCUGAUUUGCAGAUACUUGAGAGAAGACCCAUGUUGUACUCCUAUGACUGUCUUAAGUAGCUAGCUGUCCUUCUGAAAGUGCUGCUCCCUCAAAAGACUGCUUGAAUCAGCAGCAACUAUUUCAACCCAGUUUGGCAACUGCCUUCUCAGUGUCUUUGCUUCUCCCCCCACCCCCAAUACAAAUGUUCUCUCUGAAACCAAGGAAGUCCCCUUCCUUGACGUCCCGGUUAAAUUAGGAAGCCAGACCCUGCCCCUGUUGUCUUGCCCCACCCCUUUGCUGUUUCCAGAUAUUGUGGAACUGUUAGAAACUAGAACAGUGCCUUAGGUUUAAACAAAAAAUGUAUUUUUAUAUAAUAGCUCUUUCAUUCUGGCAGAGACAAUCACUCUUAACAAGCAUGAUGCCGAUAUUUUUCUGUG